AUCGAUCUUCUGACACCCUCCACAAAACGCAACUAACGAUCACUUUUACGACAACAUCCUAUGCUAGUCCUUGCCAAAUGACCUUAUAUUUGGUACGGUAUCCAAACGAGGCAGAGGCCCAAACCGAGGCAGAGGCUCGAGCGCGCUGCAAAGUACGGCUUCACAAGCCCCAACCGCCUGUAAUGACUACGCCAUCACUCUCCGUCUUCCCCCUCCUUCCAUUCGAUCAGAUCUCCGGACUUACACCCUCGCCCUUCAGAGCUAUCCUUCUUUUUUGGCACUCCGUCCAUGUUCGUCAGGCACCCAACAAUGCAAGUCAGACUCGGGGCUCUGUCUCAUGGUUCGGUGCACCCGCUUGUGCGAGCAGUGCUCGGAUGCGUGUGUCGCUCUCCUCAUCUGUCCACCCUGUCGAGAAUCCGCCCACAGCAUCAAGGACGGUCGUCCCGUCAUCCGCGCGUGUCGUCGGGUCGCUACCAGCUGCUAUUAGCUCUUCGACGGCCUGCGCCUCGCUGUGGUACACGGCUGGACGCUGAUUGCAAAGUUUCUUGACGAACUUGACUGUCAAAAUGUCUGAGCUCCCGUAAAGACAAGUUUUGCGAGAAUGACGCCGAUUUUAGUACGAAUGCCCGUUCUCCGAAAGUUUGCGGGUGGAUUCCGCGCCA
This is a messenger RNA of Schizophyllum commune H4-8, 662 nucleotides long. RefSeq lists its product as uncharacterized. Lineage: Eukaryota; Fungi; Basidiomycota; Agaricomycetes; Agaricales; Schizophyllaceae. The record is from RefSeq and is a predicted model, not a curated record. Bases 78 to 533 code for a protein of 151 amino acids. The transcript is spliced from 2 exons.